AUGACGAGGAAGAGGUGGACUUUUUCCAAGGACUCACACUACAGUGGAAGCACACAGCGCAGAGUGUUGAAUGAGAGAAAGUCAGGCAGAGCUUCAAUCUCAAACUGCCAAAGGCAGACAAAGCAUUUGUCUCUACUUACAUCAAUCACAUUACAGGACGGGAAGAGGAUUUCAGUAGAGAGAAUAAAGAAGUCAAGCUCUACAACAAUGCAGGUGAUGCUGUCUACGGGAAUGGAUGGACUGGCAUUCCGUUCAAGCAUUUUUCCACAUUCUUCCACAUUAGAUACAAUCGCUCUCGAUCCUCGCCUCAAAAGCAAGAUUCUGAUGGAUCUUGACCGUUUUAAGCGAGGAAAGGAAUUUUACAGCCGCAUUGGGCGUUUUUGGAAGCGAGGCUACCUUCUUCACGGCUCGCCUGGAACGGGGAAGCCAAGCCCUAUCGCCGCCAUCGCCAAUUACAUGAAAUACAAUGUGUAUGAUCUGGAUCUCACGCGGGUCAAGGACAACAUGGAGCUCUGUGCGCUUCUCACCCAAACCAAAGAAAAAUUUGUGAUUGUCAUUGAGGACAUCGAUUGUUCGCUGCAUCUUACUGAUAGGAUUUCGAGGCCUUCUCACGCUGAUGAAGACGAGGAGAAGAGAAGCAGCAAAGUCAUUCUGUCUGGUUUGCUCAAUUUCACAGACGAAUUGUGGUCCUGCUGCGGAGAGGAGCGUAUUAUUAUGUUUACGACCAACCACAAGGAUAUUCUGGAUUCAGCCCUGCUCAGGUGUGAGAGGAUGGGCAUGCACAUUCUGCUCUCUUUCUGCACUUUUCCUGCAUUUAAAUCUCUUGCUUUCAAUUAUUUGGAGAUAGAGGAUCACCGGCUCUUCUCCGUCGUGGAAGAGAAGAUGGGAUGCGGGGCUGAGAUGACUCCUGCAGAAAUUAUAGAAGUUCUGAUGAAUAAAAUGGAUGACCCAGAUGAAGCUUUGCGUGAUGUGAUUUUUGCGCUGGGUGGAAAGAAAAAACUAAGGAAUGCUCCCCUCACAUCUUGA
This is a messenger RNA of Cryptomeria japonica (Japanese cedar), 1026 nucleotides long. Its product is annotated as AAA-ATPase At3g28610. Lineage: Eukaryota; Viridiplantae; Streptophyta; Pinopsida; Cupressales; Cupressaceae. The coding region runs from base 1 to 1026 and encodes 341 amino acids. Gene Ontology annotation, molecular function: ATP binding; ATP hydrolysis activity. The record is from RefSeq and is a predicted model, not a curated record. The transcript has a single exon.